Molecule: messenger RNA, 1624 nt
Organism: Aspergillus japonicus CBS 114.51
Lineage: Eukaryota; Fungi; Ascomycota; Eurotiomycetes; Eurotiales; Aspergillaceae
Product: N-acetylglucosamine-6-phosphate deacetylase
Exons: 2
Coding region: 153-1451 (432 amino acids)
Biological process (GO): N-acetylglucosamine catabolic process
Molecular function (GO): N-acetylglucosamine-6-phosphate deacetylase activity
Source: RefSeq, a predicted model, not a curated record
UGAUGACUCUGCAACUAUUUACCAUGCACCUCGUCCUGCUCGUCGCUGUGGCCUUUUCUUCUACACCUUGCCGCAAGACCUCACUCUCCUCACGUCCGGCUACUUGACCAGUACUGAUUCAUACUUCUGAAACGUCCCGCCUUAUUAUCAAUAUGCCGGGGAAAACCGCACCGCCGCGCCGGAUCACCAAGUUCACAAAUUGCCGGAUUGUGAAGGGUAGCCAGCUCGUGAAGGAAGACCUUUGGAUUGACUCAUUGUCCGGCAAGAUCCUUAAAGACCAGGAAGCGUUCUACGACUUUCAUCUCUCCCCGGAUGAGGUCAUUGAUCUCGGCGGGCGCAUCGUCGCCCCGGGACUUAUCGACGUGCAGCUGAACGGUGCCCAGGGCUUUGACUUCUCUGUACCCCAAGCCACCACCGAGGAAUAUGAGAGGGGUCUGCGCAUGGUCAACAAGGGCCUUGCUCGGAUGGGUGUGACCUCAUAUCUCCCUACCGUUGUGAGCUCCACGCCAGAGGUUUACUGGAAGGUCCUACCCUCGUUAGGUCCCACAGAAAGCGAUGCCCAGCCUCAAGACGGCGCCGAGUCACUGGGCGCCCACGUAGAAGGGCCGUUCAUCAGCCCCGGUCGCAACGGCAUACACAAAUCCGAAGUGCUGCGCGCAGCCCAGAGCCUAGAAGACAUAGUGGAAUGUUACGGCUCCAACAAUCUGACCGGGUCAUCCCAAACGGUCCGAAUGAUCACUGCGGCGCCGGAAGUCGGCAACAUGCUGAACCAAAUCCCAUCGCUUACCUCGAAAAACAUCAUCUAUUCGAUCGGCCACUCAGACGCAACCUACGAGCAAGCUCUCGCCGCUACCCAAAGCGGCGCUACCAUGAUCACCCACCUGUUCAAUGCCAUGCGCCCGUUCUACCAUCGCAACCCCGGAGUCUUCGGCCUGUUCGGUCAGACCGAUCGCCCGCGUCCCUUCUACGGUGUCAUCGCAGACGGCAUCCACUUGCACCCGACUUCAAUCCGCAUCGCCUACAACGCUCACCCGACCGGGCUGGUUCUCGUGACGGACGCCAUGAGGCUUUGUGGACUACCAGACGGAGUCUACGACUGGACUAACGGGGACCGCAUCGUGAAGACCGGCGCACGGCUGACCCUGGAGGGGUCGGAUAAGAUCGCCGGAAGCUCCGCGACCUUGAUCGAGUGCGUCAACAAUUUCCGUCGGUGGUCAGGGGCCUCGACCGCAGAGGCCUUGAAUGCCGCCACGGCCACCCCGGCGCGUCUUCUUGGCUUGGAGGGAGUCAAGGGCUCGUUGAGCAAGGGCGCGGAUGCGGAUCUGAUCGUUUUGGAUGACGAAGAGGAUCCCUUCUCCGGCCCGACCUUGACUAUUCGUCAGGUGUGGAAGCGGGGUGUGAAGGUAUUCGACACUGAAGAUGAUAGUGGUGUUGUUCCUUCGAAGGCUUGAGUCUUCUAUUUAAACUUGCCUUUGGCUAAUUUUGCUUCGUUGAGCGUGGUACUUGGCUGUCAAAACAUCAGAUCGGCAUGAAGUAGACUAGAGCACUGAACUAUGGAUGCGAUGGUUGGCUUCAGCUACUUACCUGUUGAGCUGUGUACUUGCUUUCAAGAUUGGGGUUGGCG